AUGACUUGGAUUUGUAUUCUAUCGCCUUAGUUGCAGCAUUACCUGUGUAGUAAUUCUUAUUAUUUUUCUAAUUUAUAAAUAAAAAGAAUGUCGCUGCUGCGUAAACUAGGCACCUACACGCUGCAAGCGAAUGUCUGCAAUUGGAGCCGCCAGCUAUCCGCCACACAGCGUUUGUUCAGCACUGAAGGAACGACGACGAGCGAUAAAAAUGUGAGCGAGACACAGCCGGAAGAAAAUACGGCCAAGGGAGGAUUCGCGCGUGCCUUUGAGAGAUAUACGGCGCCAGUGGAGCCGGAGCCCGAGCCCGUGGACAAUCAGAGUUUUGCCUCACUGCUGCGCAACUCCAAGUUCAUUGAUCUUGGCGAUCCGGAGGGCAAAAUUGUCAGUGGUAAAAUCUUUCACGUUGUCGGCGAUGACUUGUAUAUAGAUUUUGGCUGGAAGUUUCAUUGUGUGUGCACGCGACCCGCGAGGAAUGGCAGCGACUAUGUGCGCGGCGCACGCGUUCGUCUGCGCGUCAAGGAUCUGGAGCUAUCCACUCGAUUCCUCGGCUCCAGCAAGGAUAUAACUAUACUCGAGGCUGAUUGCCAGCUGCUGGGACUGAUCGCCACGCCCACGCGUCAAUCGAACCCACGAGUGGAAUUCAACGCACCACGAAUCGAGACGUUGCUCUAAAGAUCUACACAAAAUAUCUAUUCACUGCAUUAAACUAGUAAAAGAAUCAAAA
Drosophila mojavensis is the source of this 724-nucleotide messenger RNA. It is a transcript of the gene mRpS28, whose product is annotated as 28S ribosomal protein S28, mitochondrial. The record is from RefSeq and is a predicted model, not a curated record. The coding region runs from base 88 to 672 and encodes 194 amino acids. The transcript is spliced from 3 exons. Lineage: Eukaryota; Metazoa; Arthropoda; Insecta; Diptera; Drosophilidae. Gene Ontology annotation, cellular component: mitochondrial small ribosomal subunit.